Messenger RNA from Pyricularia oryzae 70-15, 1820 nucleotides. RefSeq names its product lysine decarboxylase. Bases 519 to 1316 code for a protein of 265 amino acids. Gene Ontology annotation, cellular component: cytosol. Gene Ontology annotation, molecular function: hydrolase activity, hydrolyzing N-glycosyl compounds. Gene Ontology annotation, biological process: cytokinin biosynthetic process. The record is from RefSeq and is a predicted model, not a curated record. Lineage: Eukaryota; Fungi; Ascomycota; Sordariomycetes; Magnaporthales; Pyriculariaceae. The transcript is spliced from 2 exons.
AGUGAGUCACGCGAACACCCAGUUAUUAUAUAAGACCGGCUUAUUCGCCUGCUCGGAAGCCAUGGUCUUCCUCUUGAGUCUUGACUGUAGUUCGGCCGUUGAUCGUUUCGUUUCCACAGCUUCUAGGCUUGCCUUGAUUCCACUUGUGCCCGCUUUCACUUUUUGUUAGUGUACCUGAUCUAUCUGACCUACCAGAUAUCCAUCUUACAUUAGCCCUUGCCUUGCAUCUUGGCUGGGACGGUGUCCCUCAGCCCAGCCCCGCCACUCCACUAUACUGCGUAUCGAACCUUCCGCAUUCUUACAUAUUACUUACCGCCGCCCUGUGGGGGCGCAUGACGCUGAUCAGAACCCCAUAUCCCGGCUCCUCAGCUCAACAACUCACUCGUUAUACCUACCUUCCAUUUGUUGAAGGCACACACCAGUUGGCUUAUAUCUAGGUUUCCUUGGAAAUUUUGAGUAGGCAGACAUUCGGGCUCUACCUUCUACCCUUUGAAGAAUAAAUUUGCAAAGCACCAAACAUGACCUCUGGCGACAGCACAUCAUUGCCUGGCACUACCGCCAACGGCACAGCAAAUGGUACCAAUGGAACCAACGGGACAAAUAGGCCCAACGGUACCAACGGUACCAAUGGCACCAAUGGCACCAACGGCGUGAAGAAGACCAAAAUCUGCGUCUACUGUGGUUCAUCCCCCGGGUUUCACCCAGCACACAUGGAGGCUGCCCGUGAGCUUGCCCGGGCCAUGGCCAGGAACAACAUUGGUUUAGUGUAUGGUGGUGGUACGAUUGGUCUCAUGGGAGAAGUGGCCAAAACUUUGGUGUCUCUUUCGGGCCCGGAAGCCGUACAUGGCAUCAUUCCCGAAGCGUUGAUCAAGCACGAGCGGGACCCGACAUAUACGUCCACCUGGGGGUCAGAUGAGGGAGGGCUCGCGAUACCCGAAGAGAAGACGUACGGCAUGACCACAGUCGUCAAGGACAUGCACACGCGGAAGCAAAUGAUGGCCCAAGAGGUUAUUGCCGGCGGACCCGGAAGCGGUUUCAUCGCCCUACCCGGCGGCUACGGCACCAUGGAGGAGCUGCUCGAGACUUGCACCUGGAACCAGCUUGGGAUCCACGACAAGGGCGUCUGCGUCCUCAACGUCAACGGCUUCUACGAUGGUCUCAUCCAGUGGAUCGCCAAGAGCCAGGAGGAGGGUUUCAUCCGCAAGGGCCAGACCGAGAUCCUCGUGUCUGCUGACAACGCUGACGAUGCCAUCAAGGCUUUGAGGGAUUACAGGGUCUCGGAGAGCGUCCUGAAGCUCAGCUGGGGCAACCAAUGAACCGGCGGCGUGCACGUCCGCCCUGCUGUCGAGGUUUACCACUAGGCGAGACGCACAUAUUGGUGCUGGUACCCGCCCGCUCUCAUACAUGGCCUAGCGACCAGUUGGCCAUGCGUUAUGGGCUGGUGAACGAGUGGUGACGUAUUCUCGCCUGAAGUAGUGACCAAUUGUUCCACACCCCCAAUGGGUUGGUUCUCGGGAGUCCCACUAUAUCGCAUCCUGGAGGUGUCACAAGACUUGGGGGAAUCGGAAGCAAUAUGGAGUAUAUACCCGUUCCAAAUCACACACAAUGGCACUUGGUCAUGAAAAAGGUGUGCAUGCACGAAUGUAGUAUAGAAAAAAGCAUUGGGCAGCGCGUCUCGGCAUGGAAGCAAUAACAACUGAGUGUUUUCAUCUUUUAUCAUUUGGUGCUUCAUUUCCCUUCCUUUGUCUAAAGAUCUCAUGAUUUGUAGUUGUACACUGGUAAAUUUUGGCCCCGCCUGACGGGGUCAGUGUCAGGGAGAG